Molecule: messenger RNA, 414 nt
Organism: Fusarium sp. VM40
Lineage: Eukaryota; Fungi; Ascomycota; Sordariomycetes; Hypocreales; Nectriaceae
Source: the annotation of a GenBank genome assembly
AUGACCUGGAUCUCCAAAACAGUGACCGUCACUGGCCUCGUGCUUCUAGCGCACGCGUGUUACUCUGCCCAGGAACACUCAGUCAUCUCCUCAACGGCAGUGCACCAUGGCCAGCCGCAGCCACUUGCGACACACUCCCUCCCGAUCGAUAUAUCCAUCGAGGCGUUGGUAGCGACCUUAGUGGUUGUGCUGGGUCUGGUUAUGGGAACUCCCAAGCUUCGACCCAUCAAGUGGCACGAAUGGGCCGGAAAGAUUGAGCGCGAAGGAGAAGCUGGCUUCAAGACAGGGAGCGGUGAGGUGGAAAAGGAUUACCGCGGGAACCCUUUCAGUGUUCUCGAGACGCGACCUGGUUUUAUCGAUAUUCGCAAGGAGCGACGUGAAUUCACCAACUGGGUCAAGGGAGCAGAGAAAUAA